AUGUCAUCUUCAGAAAACGUAUCGACUAAUAAUAACAACAACAGUAACAACAACUCUAGAGUACCAAGGAAUGCCCAAAGAUUAGCUUUACAUAAUGUUACAAACACAACUUUGGCACAAGAGAAUGUUCUUCAAAAUUUAAAACCAAGCAUCGUUUCAAAGAAAGAAAUCCUAAAAGAAUCUAUAGAUAGGUCAAACUUUGUUUCUAGUUCCUCGAUUCCAAAUUCACAAUCCUCGAACACGUCUACAUCCACAAAUAUAAAAUCUUCGGAAUUAAAUAUUAAACAAAACCCAAUUAAGCAACCCAAUUUAGAUGAUAAAGAAAAUCUUGACCCUUAUAUAACGACAAGUAAAAGUUUACCAUCCAUCGAAGAGGAAAAUGAAAUCAUCGAUUCACAACAUGUCCUUAGUGAGCAGCGAUCGAUUGUUGAGAAAAAAGAUGUAUCUACCACUAAUUCAAAGGAUUUGCAAGAGAAGAUGAAUGUAGGUAAAAAGAGACCGAUUUCUACUGUAGUAGAACAAGAAGAACCUAAAAAAUUCAAAGUAUGCGAUGAAAAUGGUACUGAAGAAUAUGAGUGGGAAGAUCUAGAUGCCGAAGACGCCAAUGACCCAUUCAUGGUUAGUGAAUAUGUCAACGAUAUCUUUGAUUAUUUACAUCAUCUAGAAGUUGUAACAUUACCUAGGAAAGAAGACCUAUAUCAACAUAGAAAUAUCAGACAAAAUAGAGAUAUUUUGGUUAAUUGGUUAGUCAAAAUUCAUAAUAAGUUUGGUUUACUGCCAGAAACACUAUAUUUAGCAAUUAAUAUCAUGGACCGUUUCCUAUGCAAAGAACUAGUUCAACUUGAUAAAUUACAAUUAGUGGGUACAUCGUGCCUAUUCAUUGCAUCAAAAUAUGAAGAAGUUUAUUCUCCAAGUAUAAAACAUUUUGCUUCUGAAACAGAUGGUGCAUGUACAGAAGAAGAAAUAAAAGAAGGUGAAAAUUUUAUUCUGAAGACUUUAGAUUUUGGUCUCAAUUAUCCAAAUCCAAUGAAUUUCUUAAGAAGAAUAUCAAAAGCGGACGAUUACGAUAUACAAUCACGAACAUUAGCUAAAUUUCUUCUUGAGAUAUCAUUAGUAGAUUUUAGAUUUAUUGGUAUAUUACCUUCACUAUGUGCCGCAGCUGCAAUGUUUUUAUCAAGAAAAAUGUUAGGUAAAGGUAAGUGGGAUGGGAAUUUAAUUCAUUAUUGUGGCGGUUAUACAAAAACUCAAUUAGCUCCAGUAUGCCACAUGGUCAUGGACUAUUUAGUUAGCCCUAUUAUUCACGAUGAAUUCCACAGAAAGUACCAAUCUAGAAGAUUUAUGAAAGCAUCCAUAAUAUCGGUACAAUGGGCUUUAAAAGUAAGGAAGAAUGACUACGAUAUAAUGACAUUACAUGAAUAA
This is a messenger RNA of Maudiozyma barnettii, 1419 nucleotides long. It is a transcript of the gene CLB2, whose product is annotated as B-type cyclin CLB2. The transcript has a single exon. NCBI's taxonomy places the organism in Eukaryota, Fungi, Ascomycota, Saccharomycetes, Saccharomycetales, Saccharomycetaceae. The record is from RefSeq and is a predicted model, not a curated record. Gene Ontology annotation, cellular component: cytoplasm; nucleus; centrosome. The coding region runs from base 1 to 1419 and encodes 472 amino acids. Gene Ontology annotation, molecular function: cyclin-dependent protein serine/threonine kinase regulator activity. Gene Ontology annotation, biological process: G2/M transition of mitotic cell cycle; regulation of cyclin-dependent protein serine/threonine kinase activity.